Molecule: messenger RNA, 627 nt
Organism: Batrachochytrium dendrobatidis JAM81
Lineage: Eukaryota; Fungi; Chytridiomycota; Chytridiomycetes; Rhizophydiales
Exons: 1
Coding region: 1-627 (208 amino acids)
Source: RefSeq, a predicted model, not a curated record
AUGUCAGCCGUGAUGCCCUGUGCUAUCGCAUACAGCCGUUCUACUGCUAAGACAGCUUGUCUAUCUGGCAAAGAUGCUACAUUUUCACCCACGCCUAUUCCUAAUGCAGUAUCAAACUCGAUUCACUAUGGCAGACGGACUGAUUCAAAAAGUCAAUACAUUGCCUGCUCCAAUCAUUGCAAUGCUACUGCUCCACGCAUUUCAACCGCAGUAAAACCCUUACCUGAAAUGGCCACAUCAAGCCAUUUCUCUGACGGGCUUGCUGCACCUCAGCCAGUUCGUAUGCGUAUUAGAGUUCGCUCUCCACACGGUCUUGCUCAUAUUAAUACAAACCUGCAUGACAUGCAUCCAAACUUUAUCCCUAAUACGAUCCAUACGUCACGAUCAGCACCCGUUAGUCAUCCUAACCGCAGUCUCAAGCAUACCAGGUCAUGGAAAUCCAAUAGCUCCUUCACUACUGACCAACCAAACAUUGCUGUCAAAGCCAUGCGACAAGUUAGCUUUGAAGAAGCAUUAUGUCGUGGAUUUCAAAGUGCUCCCCAGCUAACGCUUUUGAUAGCCAAUGGGUUGUCUGACUUUGCCGCAGAAACCCUCCAUAUCUCCUUCACACCAAUGGAGCUUCGAUGA